Suillus subaureus is the source of this 3294-nucleotide messenger RNA. Its product is annotated as acetyl-CoA synthetase-like protein. The coding region runs from base 1 to 3294 and encodes 1097 amino acids. Gene Ontology annotation, molecular function: phosphopantetheine binding. The transcript has 13 exons. Lineage: Eukaryota; Fungi; Basidiomycota; Agaricomycetes; Boletales; Suillaceae. The record is from RefSeq and is a predicted model, not a curated record.
AUGGUUGGUUCGUAUCAUAUCAAUUACCCUCCCGUCGAUGGAUCCCUGUUCCUCCCUGAAUUGCUGGAAUUCAAUGCGCAACAUAACUCGGACGCUACUUUCUUUGUCUACGACAAACCUGACAGCAAUGACCUAGUCUCUAUCUCACACUCACACUUCUAUCGAGCUUGCCAUCGGGCCGCCCAUGCGAUUAGGCCAGCCUCCACAGGCGCAGACAAAGAAGUUGUCGCCCUCAUUGCGAAUUCCGACACCCUUCUUUACCAGACAGUAUUCAUGGGCAUAAUCUUCGCUGGGCUAGUUCCAUUCCCCAUGUCCCCUCGUAAUUCGGCGGCGGCAGUCAUGAGCAUGAUGCAGAAAACAGGAUGCCGUCGUAUAAUCACGACUCAGCACUCUCUUGCUUCCUUGAUUGACGAAGUCAAAGCGGGUCUUGUGUCUGACACUCAAACGAGCCAGCUGCAGAUCGACGAGAUUCCGGCGUUGAAUCACCUGUACCCCGGGCUCGUUAGUGGUACUACUACCGCAGAUGAGGCCAUUGUCCCGUACUCUUCCCCAGGUUUACGGUCGUCUAAGGACGAUGUAUUAUUCUACCUGCACUCCUCUGGCAGCACUGGCUUCCCCAAACCUAUUCCGAUAGGUAACCUGACUGCCAUCCACUGGUGCACCACGCCAUCUAUUCUCGAGCUCAGAGACGUUCCCAUUCAUAUCCGCAUCAAUGCUGCGUCCUUGCCAUCAUUCCAUACACUUGGUAUAAAUUUUCAGCUGUUCGCCCCCAUCGCCACCCUGAGCAGUGUGUCGAUUUAUCCGCCUACAUCCUUCCUCGAUCCAUUGGCGGCCCCUGUAAUACCCAACUCGCAAAACAUCUUGGAUUCUAUACUCAAGACGAAAUCGAAUGCUAUGAUAGUCGUGCCUGCCUUUCUGGAACAAUGGGCAUUUUCGCCGAGUGCUAUCGAUAUUUUGAAGACACUCGAAUAUAUUGCUUAUGGUGGUGGUCCUCUUGCGCCUAAAAUGGGAAAUACCCUGGUGAAUGCAGGGGUCAAAGUUUCUUGUGGUUACGGCGCUACAGAAAUUGGUAUCGUCACUUAUUCCUUCCGAAAUUCGGCAGAGCAAAAGUUAUGGGAGUGGGUGCGAUUUGGACCAAAUUCCAAGAUCAGAUGGGAUCCACAGGGCGAUGAUACAUACGAAUGUCAAGUUUUGACAACCCCGACGCAUAAAGUGUCGGUAGAGAACCUUCCGGACGUCAAGGGUUAUGCUACUUCGGAUGUAUUUAUCAAGCACCCGACAAUAGAGGGCUUGUGGAAGAUCGUAGGAAGAAUCGACGACGUGCUAGUACUCUCAUCUGGGGAGAAGACAGUACCAGCUCCCAUGGAAAGCACCAUCUGCGCUAACCCCUACGUAAACGGCGCGGUCCUCUUCGGCCGUGGGCGCAAUCAAGUUGGGAUCCUCAUAGAGCCACGAGUAGGGUGUGAAAUUGACGUUCAUGACGGAAAACAGCUUGCUGAGUUUAGGAACCGAGUGUGGCCGGACGUAGAGGAAGCGAAUAACGAGGCUCCUGCCUUCAGCAGGAUCUUCAAAGAGAUGAUUCUUGUGACAAGCAGUGAGAGGCCUAUGCCCCGAGCUGGAAAAGGGACCGUCAACAAGAAAGCAACCGUCAAGCUGUAUGAGGAGGAGAUCGAUGCCCUAUAUGAAACGGUAGAGGGUAGCGCUAAAGCAGGAAUUGAUGUACCUUUGCCUACAAGCUGGACUGCGGAAGAUGUCGAGGAAUGGCUUAAGAUCCACGCUGCUGCUGUAAACGCCGACAAGGCAGUUGAUCCUGAUGCAGACCUUUUUUCUCAGGGCUUCGACAGCCUCUCUGCGACAUUCCUCAAAAACCGCAUUAUAGGCUCUCUCAGCUCGUCUUCGGAUCCUGAUGUUCAGGCAUCAGCAUCGCGGAUUGACCAGAACAUCAUAUUCUCGAGUCCUUCGAUUCGCCGGCUCGCGAGAAGCGUCAUUAAUACAGUACUGCAGCAGAAUGGUACCAGUACCGUCGAUCCCAAGACUGAUAUCGAGAACACGAUCGAGCGGUAUUCAGUCGGAUUGGCGAACUCUGCCACAGAGGCCAACACCACUCUUGCGAAUCGGUGCAGCCAAAGUGAUCACGUGGUUGUUCUGACCGGGUCUACGGGUGGUCUUGGAUCAUACCUGCUUGCAGAUCUGCUUCAACACGAGGACGUGUCUGUGGUGUAUGCCUUCAAUCGCCCGUCAAGGGGGGCAUCCAUUCAAGAACGACAAGAAUAUUCGUUCAAAGAUCGCGGUUUAGAUUUUACCCUGCUUCAGUCAGACAAGCUGGUGUAUAUAGAAACUGAUACAUCCGAUGAUCACCUAGGUUUGGAUAAGGAGUUAUUUCAGAAGAUCCGCACGUCUGUCACCGUCAUCAUUCACAACGCUUGGCGGCUCGACUUUAACCUGGCGCUAUCGUCGUUCGACUCUCAUUUGCGGGGAAUGCGGAAUCUUAUAGACUUGGCUCUAUCUUCUCCGCGUCAUCCAAAGCCGCGUUUCAUGUUCGCAUCUUCCAUCUCAUCUGCUCAAAGUUGGGGUAGAGCGAAAGGCCCAUUCCCUGAAGAAGUGGAAUACGACGCAGGGAUCGCAGUGGGUCUUGGCUAUGGCGCGAGCAAGUAUGUUUCGGAAAGGGUUCUCGUCAACAGCAAGUUACCGGCAACAUCAUUCAGAAUUGGACAAGUAUCAGGGGGACCCCCGCGAGGAGCUUGGUCCACGACGAACUGGGUGCCGAUCUUCGUCAAAUCCAGUGUUAGUCUAGGCGCGCUUCCGGAAGCCCAAGGAUUUUUGUCUUGGAUCCCUCCCCACGCGAUAUCAAAUGCCAUUCUUGAUGUAGCUUUUGCGGCAGAAGAACCUCCCAUCGUGGUGAAUCUGGUGCAUCCGAGACCGACUGCGUGGAAGACGUUGAUACAGCCCAUUGCGAACGCCAUGGUCGAGCAUAAAAUCACAAGUUCCCCGCUACCUUUUGUGCCAUUCUCGGAGUGGCUCGAGAGGCUCGAGUCAAGUGCCAAGGACGUGAGCGAAGAGACCAUGAAGCGCAUCCCUGCUAUCAAGCUUCUCGACUUCAUGCGUUCCAUGGCUCAUUCAGACGUCGCGAUCAGGGCGUCUGGAGUGAUGGACACCGAAGCGGGUGGCAUGACCUUAUUCGCCACCGCCGUAGCUGAGCGCGCCAGUCCAACGAUGAGAGAUCUGAAACCGCUGUCUUCAGGGGACGCGGCACAGUGGGUGGAUUAUUGGGUGGAAAUGGGGAUGUUUCAAUGA